GUGGGGCGUUUCUCUACAGGUGCGCUGACUCAGCUCAGGUACAAACCCUGAAGCAUCCUCCCGUUAUGAAGCAGCUGUGAUGUGUCCACCAUGGAACGGAUAAGGAAUGUUAUAGGAGGAUGCAUUCCUGUAUUCUUCAUCGCCAUAUUAUUCGAUGUUUUUGGUCUGAUUCUGCUUUUCGUCGGCAUAUUCGCCAACGUGCGCCUCAGCAGCGGACUAUUUUACGGCGACUUCUUGAUCUACACCGGCUCUCUGAUCACAUUCGUGAGCCUGGCCUUCUGGCUCAUGUGGUACGUGGGGAACAUCCGGGUGUCGGAGGACGACGGGUGGAAGAAGAGGAGCCGUAUAGUGAAGCUGGCCAGGAAACUAUCCGAGAGGUUGAGCCAGACGCUGAAAGGGGAGCCACGCGUAAAAUGUGUGGAUGGGGAAGAUGACUGCGGGAAGAGCUUACCUGCACACAAAGCCAGCCGGGUGACAUGGGGCAGAUCCACAGCCUACCAAAAUGAGGGCUAUGAAGAGAGUCCAGACUCCCCUGCUGUGGAGAAGAAAGUGGAAAUAGAACAACAAGAAGCAAGCAUCUGAACAUAUGCCUUGGGUACCUUCAUAUACAAAUCUGCUGCAGGGACUAUUUCACGUAAGAUGCUAAAAAUGCUAUUAUUUCCCAGCCCAAAACUGAAAGCAUUGAGAUAAAGUCAUACUCAAGAUUUAUUAGAAAUAUGGAGAUCCAAAGAAACUUCAAUGUACUCCCUGAAACACUCCCUUUGUUAUUGCACUUAAAAGGUAUAUUGUUGCUUUUAUUUUCAGUAACACUUUAUGGUACAGCCUAUGUCUGUACGUUUCAUGGAAAGAAUGCUACUGGGGAAGAUUAGUUUUGCACUAAAAAUAAAGCUACUGUACGUCAAUAUUUGUAUAUAUAUGCCAAGAUGUGAACAUUGAUCCACAGGCAAGCAAACAAUUCAAAGUACAUGAAGAACUAAGUUAAUAUAGUCACUAAAAAUGAAUCAACUUGGUUUUCAAAUGAAACGGUUGAGAAAACUCAUAGUUUCCAUUUAAUUACAAAUUGUCUUUCCAAGAAACUAAUCAUUGUUGACCUGAAAACAUAUUUGUGUUUUACUUGAAGGGUUCAAUUGUAUUAUGUGUCCACUUUAUUCACAAACAUUAAGGUCUCAACUAUUUCCAACCUUUCUCUUGUUAGUUAGUAUAUAUAGUAUUUACACGGAAGCACAUUAUAAACUUUAACAAUUAAGGUCUUAAGGGCAUUAAACUUGUAGCCGUGUCAUAUUUGAAAGGGGUGCCAGGUUCAAAUCUAUUUCUUAAAUGAAUAUGUUGUGUAGUCAGCCAUUCUACAUGAAACUAAUAAUCGAUAGUUCGUUUUGUAUUUCUUAUUUUAUGUCUAGGAGUAAAUCCUAAUAAUAUAUAUUCUAAUUUAUAUUGAAUCCAAAAAUAGUGUGCCUCCUCCGAAAGGCUGUUGUGUUAGUCUAACAAGCUGACGUGUCAGUUUUUUUUUAAUUCAAAUUCUUUCCCACAUGUUCCAAAACAUUUCACCUAUUUUAAACAAGUUGUUGCUGCUACGAGACAAAGAAAAGUCAAGUCAUGUUUGCUCUUUGGCUUGCUGUCAAAGCAACGUGCACUGGUCGGACUGGUUUUGUCUCAAUGGUGUUGUGUUGUUUAAACAAACCUGAGCAUUCCGGACAGAGGAUCAUAUGACCUGGGACCCUGAGGAACAAACGGUAUCUACUAAAGCAAAUGUGGCAAUAGGAGACACAAAUUGUAGUCCAAAUGAUAGCACACCUUAUGCAAAUGUCCCGGCCGUGCCAGGUAUUUGUUUAUUUAACCUGAAGCAGCCUUUACCACAUACAGAGUUAGUUAGCAUGACUGACAGCCUGACACACUUGAAACGUGUGAUGUUGCAGUAAAUAAAACCCAUCGGUGCUGUGUACACCAGCUAUGGGCAGGAGGUUAAAUCCGCAUUGCAGAGAUACAAUUGUGGCAGCCUGUCAUGUCAAACAAGCAGCUCAUAGAGAAGUUUCCAUUAAGUGCAUUUCCUCAUUGUGACAGUCACUUCACAAUAGGUGUCAUUAUUGUUGUCACUCACGAACCGUGGGUUAUCAAAUAUUGAGGGAAGGCUUGAAUGAAGUGCAUCCACCCUGCAGAGCUGCUCCCAAGUUAAAUAUGAAGAGCAAGUUUCUUUCCACUCUCUGAACUCAGUAGGAGUAAAGUCAAGAGCGAGCUUUGAACCAUCAGAUAAAAGAUGUAACACACUGAUGCGGCUCCAAAUCAAUUUAGUGUCAUUAGCUGAACAAAAAGGAUGAGGGGGGCCUCAAUUAAUGAUAGCAGGCUUAUCGCUGUGCACACACAAGCUCAAUGGCGGCUGAUUGCGAAAUAUAUGUGCAUAAAUCUGCCAUGCAGCUUACGGUUGGUUGAGGUGUCACCUUAAUGACAUGGAAGUAGCAAAACAAGUCGGCCCUGCGCAGCAAUGAAGGACCGAGAGGCUUUCAUGUUUAUGAGCAACUCAACCAGUUGUUGUGGUUGCAUACCAGUCUUCCCAACAAGUCUUGUGCUAUGAUAGAAAUGUAAGGUGUGCUGAGGCUGAAACAGUAUGAUCUUGAAAGCUCUUUUGUGUAGAGACUUGCUCUCACUCCUGUCAGACGUUCAGACGACAUCCACCUGUCCGUCUCUCAAGGCCCAACAAUGAAGGAGGGGAAGUAUACCAGCGUCUUCGUGUCCAUUGCUGUGAUUUUGGACGUCGCCGGACUUAUCCUCUUCUUUGUUGGGAUCUUUGCACCUUUGAGUUUCUGGGACUUUUUUGUGCUGUCCGGACCUUUGCUGAUCUUCAUGAGUACAUUUUUUUGGAUAUUCUGGUACAUGGGGAACAUCAAGGUGUCUGACGAGGAGCUCAACCUGACCAAACACGACAUACUGUGAGGCAGUAUGUGUGAAGCAGGGCUGGCCGAGCCGGACUCCUUCAACCCAGCAGCACGAUGACGAGGAAUGGACUGAAGGGACAGAUUGAAGCAGAAGCUUCGUCAAAAAUCAUGAAUUUGUGAGCCUGGCACUCCUUGAAGUUUUGCCUGAAGGAUGUGUGAUAAAACCAAAUCUGCGCACGACCAGGAACACAUUUGACUAAUCCCAGGAGAUAAAAAUAACUCUUUUCCACCCUUACGACUUCAGGGUAAAACAACUUGUCAUGUUGUGUGUGGACAGCAUUGAUUCCUGGACUUUGUUGGAGUGGAAAAUGUAUUUCUCAGCACUUUCAUUGGAAGGAAACUUUUAAAAAUGUGGGAAACUGUAUGCCUUAUUUAUGUUGUUAUCAUGUACAUUAUGAUUUGAUAUUUAUAUUUCAACAUAUCUUUGCACAUUCAUGUUAGAUGUAUAAGCUUUUGGAAUUAGGGACUAAACAUACUCUAAAAUGACA
Molecule: messenger RNA, 3415 nt
Organism: Gymnodraco acuticeps
Lineage: Eukaryota; Metazoa; Chordata; Actinopteri; Perciformes; Bathydraconidae
Product: transmembrane protein 238-like
Exons: 1
Coding region: 91-582 (163 amino acids)
Source: RefSeq, a predicted model, not a curated record